Messenger RNA from Klebsormidium nitens, 1576 nucleotides. The record is from the annotation of a GenBank genome assembly. NCBI's taxonomy places the organism in Eukaryota, Viridiplantae, Streptophyta, Klebsormidiophyceae, Klebsormidiales, Klebsormidiaceae.
AAGAAUUGCUUGCUCAGAGUCAGAGUCAAAGGCGAGAUUCACGAGAGCUGACACAGUGACAGAGAAAGUGCUCAGUCAAAUCACAAUGAGAUUCAACUCAUCAAUUGGUGUACGUUUGUUGGCAGUAUAAGCUGGACGCUUGCCAGAAUCCAAUCAGAUUUCAGACAAUGGCGACUGGGCACAGCGAAGCGCAGGUUGAAGAGAUUGUGAGCAGCAUCUUUCCAAGGAACCCGGGUUCUGUAGAUCUGAUGAGACCGGAGACCUCGCAGGUUUUGCAGAGCAUUUUGGAAGAAGCGCAUUCCAGAGAUGAGACUGUUAGGCUCUUGGCAAUCUGACGCUUCAAGGAUAUCUUCCGGCCAUUCCAGGAAACGACGUCUGCGCAAAGUGCAGUGCACGCAGCUGUCUUCCUCUUGGAAAGAGGUUCAUGAGAGCAAUCAACCAGGGACUGGAAGACUCACUUGCUGGACGGUGGCUUCUGGUGCCCAGCGCGGAAGACAUAGAAAUGCUGGCUGCUACUGCUGAUGGCUCAGUCCCUGCUCUGAUGAAGCCGUCAAUCUGUGCAAAUGCGGUAGAGUGCCUUGCGGUCGACAGCCGCACUGUGAAGUACAAGCUGAAAUUUUCACCGCGCCUGCCUUUCCUUCUAAAAACCCUCUUCUCCAAGGAGUUCACUCUACCAUAUGAUCAGGCUUCAAAGCCCUGGACAGCCCAAAUAAAACAAGCGGUCAUCUGUGCAAUCCCCAGGCUUUUUUCCUCUGAUGCUUUUCCGAAGGAGAUUGGCCAGAGCACGGACUUUCUCAUGGCAGUCAUGCAGAGCGCUGUUGCAUACUUUCAGGACAAGAUUGUGGUCAGGCAUGCCGCUUCAAUCAUCCACACUGCUCGACUCUACUGCUUUGUUAGAUCGUCUGAGUCCGUAACCCCUCUCGAGGAAAGCUUCCUCCGCUUUGCAGCAAAGCUUUUCACAGAGUCUUCCGACAAGACGUGGAUUUUGUGUAUCCUUGAGACACUAUCUACUUUCAUUGCGAGUCGUCUCCACAGUCUGGCCAAAGGCCAGAAACCCUUCCCUGAGAUUCCAGCACUCAGAUCGUCGGUUCUUGCCCUGCUUCUUUGUGAGGACGAGCUUCACAACAGCGUUGAUGCCAGGAGGCUCGCUGAUUUUGCGGGGUACCUGAAUCACUCAGCUGCUCUUGCUGCCAAGAGAAUCGAGGCCUUUCCAGGCAGCCAUUAUUCAAUGGAAGAGGUGAAGCAGAGCGCACGAGAAGACCAGGCAGCAGUGCAGAGAGCAUCACAGCUGAGGGGGAUUCUAUCAUCCCCCUCGGAAAUCGAGGGGAGCGGCCACAUGUACAUGUCAAGAUCGCGGGACAGGGAUGCAGCAGAGGAGGAAGCGCUGAACAAGGGCUUAGGUGCGGGGCGUGCAAGCUCGCCGUCUACUGUGGACCAGGGUGCCAGAAGGCUGCAUGGAAAGCAGGCCACAAGCAAGUUUGCAAAUAAGAGGAUGAUGUAUCUAGCAGGGGACAAAAUCUGGAUUUGGAUUGUGAAAAGAUCGGAUGAUGGGGCGUCUUAUAGAAGAAUUCAAUGA